UUCCUUUUAUCAGUCGAUCCCACGUCGUUGAGCGCGCGCCUCAAGUGUCGGAAAAUAUUACAUCGCCCCCAAGAAAAUUCCAUCUGAACUACACAUAUAUCCCUAGAAAAGGACUAUUCUAAAAGCAAAAUGUCGCGAUCAUUGAUUGUUCGCGAUCACUGGGACUGCAAUUAAAAGCAGCCAUUGAACAAUGCCAUUGAAAAUGUCAACCAGUCGUUGAAAUUGGGCUAUAAAUUGGCGCUCCGGUGGCGUAUGAUAUUGGAAAGUAACUUUUUCGCAUAUUUAUUGCCGAUUGCAGGCGGUGACAAAAAACCCAAGUUGCAUUUGCUCCAAGUUUUUUGCGCAUAUUUGCGCGUUUUAAUUGCAACAACCACGAAAGCAGCAGCAUUGACACCGGCGACGAUAGCAGCAGCAACUUCUGGCCGUCACCAUGGAGAAUCUUGGCUAUAAGGAGGGCAGCACAAAACCCCGCCGCAUGACACGUUCGAUCAGCGUCGUUACCAAGACCGAAGUGGAACAGCCGCUCACGGAGAAUAAUGCAAAUAACCGUUUCAAAUCGAUUCCACCCAACUUGAUGGUGCGAUGGCGGAACAACACUGACGCCAUGAUCGAAGCUCAGUACCCGACCGCUGGAGAAUUCGAAUACAUGGAGUGUGGACCGUCGCCGCCGGCGGAGAGUGCGCCGAGCAUGUACGAUAGCUUCGAGGAGCCGACCAGCGAGCUGAGCGUCCAGAUAUGCAACGAUACGCUGCGGAUCAGCCUGAUCGACCAGAUGAAGAGUGCCGCGGGUCGCGUCAAGUUCUUCGAGGACAUCGAGCAGAGCAACGUGGUGGCCGAGGGCAUCCGGGCGCACUUCGAGUCCGCCUCGAAGCUGGAGAAGAAUCUCAGCUACCUGUGGGCCGCCUACCUCAAGCGCUGGGAUCUGAUCGAGAGUCUGCUGGAGGCGGGAGCCGACCUGCACUUCUGCGAUCAGAACGGCAUAUCUGCCUUGCAUCUGAGUGCAUUCAGUGGCUGUCUGGCCACCUUGGGUCUUCUGGUGGCCAAGGGUUUGAAUGUCAAUCUACAGUCCAAGUGCUACACGCCGCUGCAUUGUGCCGCCUUUGGCAAUGCGGCGGAGGCGGCCAAGUUACUGAUCAACAAUGGGGCCGACAUAUCCAAGGACACCAGCAAGCCAAACUGCGAGGAGAGCCUGCUGCACUGCGCCGUGCGAUCCAAUGCCCUGGAGUGCUUGCAGAUCUUCAUUAGCGAAGGCGCCGAUGUCAACUCGCUCAAGCCCAAUGGCACCAAUGCCAUUCACCUGGCUGCUGACCUGGGCAAUCUCCAGUGCCUGGAAGCCUUGCUGAAUGCGCCCAAUGCAGACGCCAAUGUGCGUAUCUGCAUCCGUGAGAAGGAGUCCACAGCUUUGCAUCUGGCAGCGGAUGAGGGAAACGUCGAGUGUGUGGACUUGCUUCUGGCCAAAGGUGCGGAUGCCAAGUUGAAGAACCAUCGAGGAUUCACUCCCCUCCACCUGGCAGCUAGAACUUCCAGUUUGGAUUGCGUGGAGUCUCUUUUGAGGAACGGCAAUGCCGACGCCAAUGCCGAGGACUUCGAUCACCGCACUCCCCUGCAUGCUGCAGUGGGAAAGUCGGAGAAUGCCUACGACAUCAUGGAGACCCUCAUACAGUGGGGUGCCAAUGUCAACCACAAGGACAUCUAUGGUUUCCGCCUUCACCUGGCUGCUUUGGAUGGCCUGGUGCAGUGCGUCGAAAUGCAUUUCCACGGGGCGGAUGUGACCACCAAAUCGAAGAAGGGCACCUCCGCGCUGAACGUGAUCACCCGGAAGACUCCCGCUUCAGUGGCCAUGAUCAGACAGAAACUGGAUGCAGCUAUUACGCUGCACCACUCGCAGGAUCCCGUAAAUCGCGAGGUGGAGCUGGAGCUGGAUUUCCGUCAGCUGCUGCAGCACUGUCAUCCGCGCGAGAUCAGUUACCUGAACACGUUCGUCGACGAGGGUCAGAAGGAGAUCCUGGAGCACCCGCUCUGCUCCUCGUUCCUGUACAUCAAGUGGGGCAAGAUCCGCAAGUACUACAUUGGCAGGCUCAUCUUCUGCUUCAGCUUCGUGCUCUUCCUUACGCUCUACGUGCUGACAGCUUUGGCCCACAACUGCUACAAUGGUAGCAAGAACGAUAACACGACUAUUCCGGCGCAGGAACUAUGCCAGAAGCAAUCCAUCCUGGGAGAUAUGCUCAGGAACAACCCCUUCGUGAUGGAGAUGCAGUGGUGGGUUCUGGUCGCCAUCACUAUAGUGGAGAUAUUUCGAAAGCUAUAUGGAAUAACGGGCUCCUCAUUUCGACACUACGUAACGCAGGUGGAAAACAUUAUGGAGUGGUUUGUGAUAACCAGCGUGUUUGUCAUAUCCUAUAUCUACACCAACAAGACGUACACGUUUCAAAACCAUAUAGGCGCCUUUGCCGUGCUGCUCGGUUGGACGAAUCUCAUGUUGAUGAUAGGUCAGCUCCCGGUCUUCGAUGUCUACGUGGCCAUGUAUACGAGAGUCCAGGGAGAGUUCGCCAAACUUUUCAUGGCCUACUCCUGUAUGCUGAUUGGGUUCACCAUCAGUUUCUGCGUUAUCUUUCCUUCCUCGUCGUCGUUUGCCAAUCCCUUUAUGGGUUUUAUAACAGUGCUGGUGAUGAUGAUUGGUGAACAGGACUUGUCGCUGCUGAUAAAUGAUCCCGAGGGAAAAGAUCCGCCUUUCCUGCUGGAAGUCAGCGCACAAAUCACCUUCGUGUUGUUCCUGCUGUUCGUAAAUAUUUUGAUGAACCUGCUUGUGGGCAUAGCAGUGCACGAUAUCCAGGGAUUGAAGAAGACAGCGGGACUAUCCAAACUAGUGCGACAGACCAAACUGAUCAGCUACAUAGAGUCGGCGCUGUUCAACGGCUACCUUCCGACCUGGCUGAGGAACUUGCUCCAUUAUACAGCUUUAGUGUCUCCACAGGCUUACAGGGUGGUUCUAUGUGUCAAGCCGCUAAAUCCCAGCGAGAAAAGAUUGCCCAGAGAAAUCCUGAUGAAGGCUUACGAAGUGGGAAAAAUGCGCAAGCAAUUUGGCCAUACCAUCUCCUCGAAAAACUCAGCCGAAAACUAUCUGUCGUACAAAAACAAGUAUAACAACAAUAAUGGCGCUACGACGGGAUAUGUUCUACCCGAUGCGGAUCCGGAUUCAGCGCAAUUCACCACACUGACCACCAAGAUCGAUGAUAACGCAGAUCGGAUUGAGUUCCUCACCCAGGAGAUCCAGGAACUGAAGCAGGCGCUCAUCUCGCAGCAGCAGCAGGCCAGCAAAGUGAUCGACAAACUGCUGAUUGUGAUCUCCAAUCAGCAGAAGCAGAAUCUGCGAAGUAGCAGGAGCAUUUAGUGCACCCCAUUCGGAAUAUUUAUAGAUCAGAGUUAACUGUUUCCUAGACCUAAGGGGGUCGUUUAGAUCCCACAAAAAUCCAGAACAUUGUUGAUAUUAUCGUAGCAGCGAGUUGUAGUUAAAACAAUUUUGAUAUCGGUGCGCCUGGCGCCCUAUAAUAAGCUAUAUAGCCAUAUACCACACCAUACUACACUAUUAUCAAUACAAAUACUAUAACUAGCAGUUAGUUAAAUUAGAGGCGAGCAGUUGGCAGGAUUGAUUUGUGGCUGGUUUCAGGCUGUGUCUUUGUUGUUUUGGCGUUGUCGUCAGAGAGUCGUUUAUAUAGUAAUUUAAUGCAAAUUAUUAUUCUUAAUAAAGUAUAUGCUAUAUCUAUUGCUAUGA
Drosophila suzukii is the source of this 3772-nucleotide messenger RNA. RefSeq names its product water witch (gene wtrw). NCBI's taxonomy places the organism in Eukaryota, Metazoa, Arthropoda, Insecta, Diptera, Drosophilidae. Gene Ontology annotation, biological process: monoatomic ion transport; transmembrane transport. Gene Ontology annotation, cellular component: membrane. Gene Ontology annotation, molecular function: protein binding; monoatomic ion channel activity. The record is from RefSeq and is a predicted model, not a curated record.